Molecule: messenger RNA, 2046 nt
Organism: Morus notabilis
Lineage: Eukaryota; Viridiplantae; Streptophyta; Magnoliopsida; Rosales; Moraceae
Exons: 2
Coding region: 1-2046 (681 amino acids)
Biological process (GO): proteolysis
Molecular function (GO): aspartic-type endopeptidase activity
Source: RefSeq, a predicted model, not a curated record
AUGAACUUGGCUCAACAGGUGGAGGACAGGCUAGAAGCGGUGGAUAGGAUCCGGAGGGCUCGGGCGGGUCGGGGCAUCCAUUCGGAUUAUGGAGGUAAGUCAGGUUAUAUUAGCUACUCUAAUUAUUUUGAUUCCACCGAGAGCUCACUUCGAUCCCAAACACCGCGUGAGACCUUCCCAGGGCCAAAGGUCCGCGAUCCUCCGACGGGGCCGACCCACCCGACGGCCAGUGGUGGCCCAGCUUUCCGGCGACUUUCCUUCGAGGAGAUCCAACAGAAACGCGCGCGGGGGUUGUGUUACUGGUGCGACGAAAAAUUCAGUCCAAGGCACCGUUGCAAACUCCGACAAUUACAGGUACUGCUUGCCGCCGAGGAUGACUUUGGACGGGAGGAGGGUCACCUGGAGGAAGGGGAAGCAACGCUGGAAGAAGAGGAGGAGGUGGGAGAAGAGACCGCCGCCUUGUCGCUAAACUCCAUUCAAGGGUUCACGAUUGCGAAGACUAUGAAACUGCAAGGGACGAUCGGCGGCCGAGAAGUCGCCGUGCUAGUGGACAGCGGGGCGUCUCACAGUUUCAUUUCAAACCGCCUGGUACAUGACCUUGCUAUUCCCACCGAGUCAUCAGUCAGACACAACAUACAGGUGGGAAAUGGGAUGAGUUUCCAGCAGAUUGGAAUUUGCCGUGGGGUACGAGUACUCAUCCAGGAGCAGUGGGUCAUCGAGGAUUUUUUUCCGUUUGAACUGGGGAGUGCGGACAUAGUGUUGGGGGUGACUUGGCUCAAGACACUAGGGGAAGUGCGGGCUGACUGGGGAAAGUUCACCGUGAAAUUUCAGAGGGAGGGGAAGUGGAUUAGUUGGACUGAAGACCCUUCCUUAAGCUGUUCUCCGGUAAGUCUCCGUGCUAUGGCUCGUUUGUGGAGCCCAGGGGAGAUGGGGGUACUGCUGGAGCUUUGUUCGGUGGACGCUGGAACACCAGACGCGGUGUCACUCCCCAUGGACGCCAAUUGCGAGAGGCUCAUCCAUGAGUUCUCCGAGGUCUUUGACAUACCUAAGGGUCUACCCCCUCGACGAGCCAGAGAGCACGGAAUCAACCUGCAGGCCGGAGCUUCCCCUCCGAACGUGAGGCCGUACAGGUACCCUCACAUUCAGAAGGCGGAAAUCGAGAGGCAGGUCUCAGACAUGCUAAUAUCAGGUAUAAUUAGACCUAGUUGUUGUCCUUAUUCCAGCCUAGUUCUUUUGGUCAAAAAGAAGGACGGCAGUUGGAGGUUCUGCGUGGACUACCGGGCGCUAAAUCAGUUGACGGUGCCCGACAAAUUUCCAAUUCCGGUGAUCGACAAACUUUUGGAUGAGUUACAGGGAGCUAAGGUAUUUUCCAAGCUGGACUUGACCGCAGGUUACCACCAGGUCAGAGUCAGGGAGAGGGAUGUCGAGAAAACAGCAUUCCGAAUGCACGAGGGCCACUACGAAUUUUUCGUCAUGUCGUUUGGUUUGACCAACGCUCCCGCCACUCAAUCUUGGGAGGCCCACUAUGACCAUCUGCGACAAGUGCUGGCAGUGUUAAAACAAGAGAAGUUGGUUGCCAAUUAUAAAAAGUGUACCUUUGGCCGGGAACAGGUAGAAUACCUGGGCCAUGUGAUUUCCACAAGAGGGGUUUCGGCUGAUCCUUCCAAAGUCGAGGCAAUGUUGACUUGGCCAUCUCCACGAAACAUUCGCGAACUUCGUGGAUUCCUGGGCCUUACCGGCUAUUACAGACGUUUUGUGCAAGGGUACGGGUCCAUAGCACGACCCCUUACCGAAUUACUCAAGAGGGGAACGUUUGGGUGGUCAUACUUGGCCGAUGGGGCUUUCCUCCAACUGAAGAAAGUCAUGACAGAGCUGCCAGUGCUCGCCAUGCCGGAUUUCACGAAGUCAUUUGUCUUUGAGACGAAUGCGUCAAGUGGAGGCGUAGGGGCCGUUCUUAUCCAGGACGGGAGACCAAUUGCUUACUUUAAUAAGGCAUUGGCGGCCACAUCUCGGCUGGCCCGUAUGAGCGCGAACUUCUCGCCAUAG